Molecule: messenger RNA, 714 nt
Organism: Didymodactylos carnosus
Lineage: Eukaryota; Metazoa; Rotifera; Eurotatoria; Philodinida; Philodinidae
Source: the annotation of a GenBank genome assembly
AUGUUGAGUGUUAAUCAUGAGCCUGAUGAUGAAACAACAUCGAUUGUCUCAAACGUUCCAAGUCCAUCGCAAACACUUUCAUCAUCUACGGUUAAAACAAAAAUAUCAGAAUUGAAAAAAGAUUGGAUUCGAUUAAAUGUAGGUGGAAAAUAUUUUAUGUCAACACGAUCUACACUAUGUAAAGAAGAAUCAUUUUUAUGUCGUUUAUGUCAAAAUCAAGAAGAUCUAAAAAUAGAUACAGAUGAGAUGGGGGCAUACAUGAUUGAUCGUGAUCCAAAUUAUUUUCACGUCAUACUAAAUUAUUUAAGACAUGGGAAAUUAAUUUUGGAAACAAAUUUAGUUGAAGAAGGCGUAUUAGAAGAAGCGGAAUUUUACAAUAUACAACCAUUAAUUGAAUUGAUUAAAGAACGUGUUCGUGAUAGAGACAAACGUCAAGCUGAUUCAGAAUUAGGAAAUUCCCAAAAUCGUGUUUAUAGAGUUAUUCAGUAUCAAGAAAAAGAGAUAACACAAUUAAUGAGUUCAUUGUCCGAUGGUUGGAAACUUGAUCAAUUAGUCAAUAUCAAUUCACCAUCGGGUUAUAUGUACAAUGAUUUGAAACAUAGUGAAUUUCUUUCUAUUGUAUCAAAACAAUAUGACCGUAUUCCAAGAGAGAAUGCAAAUGCUUGCGUGUCAGAACGAGUUAAAAUUCUUCAAGAACGUGGUUCAAGAAUGUAA